This is a messenger RNA of Volvox carteri f. nagariensis, 1173 nucleotides long. RefSeq lists its product as uncharacterized. The transcript is spliced from 9 exons. The record is from RefSeq and is a predicted model, not a curated record. Bases 1 to 1173 code for a protein of 390 amino acids. Gene Ontology annotation, molecular function: protein binding; ATP binding; protein kinase activity. NCBI's taxonomy places the organism in Eukaryota, Viridiplantae, Chlorophyta, Chlorophyceae, Chlamydomonadales, Volvocaceae. Gene Ontology annotation, biological process: protein phosphorylation.
AUGGACUACGACCGUCGUACACCGCUCCACGUGGCUGCAGCAGAGGGCGCCUAUUCGGUGGUGGAGUGGCUCGUGCAGGAGGGCGCAGACGUGAAUGCCAUAGACCGACAUGGCCGUACACCUCUCGAGGAGGCGGCUCGUAACGACCACGGCGAGGUAGUGCGGCUGCUCAUACAGUUCGGGGGCAGCCUGGUCGCCCUGGACAAGUCUAAACUUCGCGGCAUUGUCAACACCCGACGAAUGAUGAUGACUGAGCUGGGCUGGGAGCCCGAGUGGGAGGUCAACCCCAAGGAGUUGCAGCUGGUGGAGCGAAUCGGCAGCGGCGAGUUCGGGGACGUGUACAGGGCCAAGUGGCACGGCAGCUAUGUGGCAGCCAAGUUGCUCAAGCGCUCGGACGAGAUCGCGAUUGGGGAUUUCCGUACGGAGAUCGCCAUCCUUCGCAAGAUCCAUCACCCCAACUGCACGCAGUUCCUGGGUGCCUGCACCAAACAGAAGCCGUACAUUGUCAUAACAGAGCUGAUGUCCCAGCCAACCAUCUGUCCAUCCAUCCAACCAUCCAUCCACCACCCUCUUAUGAUGCAGGUUGAAAUCGCGCUUGACUUCGCUCGCGGCAUGGCCUAUCUGCACAGCCGGCGACAGCCCAUCGUGCACCGCGACCUGAAGCCCGCCAACCUGAUGAUCGCGGGCAACUUGCACGCGGACACGGAGCAGCUCUACCUGGACAGCGGGGUCAUCAAGGUGGCGGACUUCGGUCUGGCGGGCGCUCUGGAUAUCAACGUGACGUACAAGCUGACCGGGGAGACAGGCUCCUACCGCUACAUGGCCCCAGAGUGCUUCCGGCACGAGCCGUACAACCUCAAGGUCGACGUGUACAGCUUCGCCAUGAUCAUCUUCCAGCUGUUCGAGGCCACUCAGCCCUUCGCAGGACACGACCCCGUGGAGGCCGCCCGCAACGCCGCCAUGCUGAGUGCGCGACCGGGCUUCCCGCCCCGGAGCAAGUUGUCCGCUACCGAGUCCAUGCGGCGGCUGAUUGAGGAUUGCUGGGCAGCUGACGCGGAGAAGCGACCCACGUUUGAGGACAUCAUCCAACGGCUGGAGGUGGAGCUUGCCAAGCUGCCCAAGCACCAGCACUUUGAGAAGGAUGCGGCGUGCACCAACUGCAUCGUACAAUGA